GAUAUUUUCAAGCUUGCGGUGACAGGACAUGCACAGCAGCGUCGCUAGACCAUCACCUUUGACAACUGGUCGAGCGGUUAGACUAGCUAGCGGUCUGCCAAAGAAUCGAAGAGUCGUGGUUUCAUGCCGUCCAUCAAGAUAUCGCCGCAAACACGGCAGACGUCUCUUCUUUGAUGUCAUGGCAUUUACAAAUACAUAUGAUAUGUUGAUCUAGGAGCAAGAGGGAGUAAGUACACGUCCAACGGCAUGAUACAGUAUUAGUUGCAGUCUAGGCAUUGGCGUUUAUUUGCUGGCUUGGCUAGGAAACAAGAAACAGGGACAAAGGAGACCAUUGAACUGUCAACAACAGAGAAGGGCUUUGGUUUUAAUAUAAUUGGUGGGAAAAGUGCUUCGGGCAUGAACUUUGGCAUUUUUGUAUCAAAAAUUACAGAGAACAGCGCUGCUGCCAAAGAUGGUCGUUUAAAGUGUGGAGAUCAGCUGCUGAAAGCAAACAAACAGACACUUUAUGAUGUCACACGUCAACAAGCAAUUGACAUAGUGAAGGGUUGCGCACGACAAAAAGUUGUCUCUUUAGUAGUGUUGAGAGAUCAGCAAGCUCAAGACGAUUAUAGAAAGCUGACAGCUGCCCUUGAAUCUUCAACACGAGUGUCUGUGCAUGCAGUACGACUGCCUGAUCGUAUUCCCACGGAGAUACCAUCUGGACCAUUGGGUGAGUACAAGGGUAAACCAGAGUCUCUCAAUGUCGACGAUAUUCAUGUCAGAGAUGGUCGAUACGUGCAAACAUGGAGUGUCCCUCAGACAUCUAAACGAACGAUAGGAGCAGCAGAAUUCGCUGAACGAAGUCUAGUGGCUCAUUCGUCAGGGAUCGAAACGCCAACUGGAAUACCGACGUCCAUGCUUGACUACAGACUGUCUGACACACAAACAGAUGUUACGUCUCUGGAGCGAUACACUGAAGACCCUGUGAGUUUGAAUUCACAGCCGGUGAGCCACACAUUAUGGGAGCCUGUGGACACGUCAGCAGUCGAUGUACAAAACUCAACGAGUGAUUAUGUACCUCCCGAAGUUGUGCCUCGAUAUGUACUUAUGUCUUCCAGCUCUGCAAGUAGUUCUUCAACAAAGCAGAGUUCAGACCUUAGAGACACCUAUUUGGAGAGACAUACUCACACAUGGCAAGGAAAUCAGUCAGAUAAAAAGAAAUCAAUGAGUGAUUAUGUACCUCCCGAAGUUGUGCCUCAGUAUGUACCCAUGUCUCCCAGCUCUGAAAGUAGUUCUUCAACAAAACAGAGUUCAGACCUUAGAGACGCCAAUUUACAGAGCCAUACUCACACAUGGCAAGGAAAUCAGUCGGAUAAAAAGAAAUCAAUGAGUGAUUAUGUACCUCCCGAAGUUGUGCCUCAAUAUGUACCCAUGUCUCCCAGCUCUGAAAGUAGUUCUUCAACAAAGCAGAGUUCAGACCUUAGAGACGCCAAUUUACAGAGCCAUACUCACACAUGGCAAGGAAAUCAGUCGGAUAAAAAGAAAUUUGUUGCUCGGACUGCGAGUAAGGAAUCGACAGUUGGCCAUGUCGUCGAUGUGGGUGACGUACAUGUACAGGAGCAUCGACAAAGUUUAGGGACACCUACAAACAGCUAUGUUGAUAUGGAGGCUCAGAGGCAGGAUGGAUUAGCACCGUAUUCGAAUCUGGGUAACUAUUAUGUGCCAAUGGAAUCGGCAGAUUUGCAACAAGAUUGUCAGACUUCACGUGAAUAUGUGACAAUGUUGCCUGUGACGCAGCGUGUAUUGCAGCCACGUAGUACAGAGAAUGAAUAUGUUCCAAUGUCACCUGCCAUACAGGAUGGUCUGGUUAUUGAUAUUGAUAAUCAACAGUAAACAUUGCCUUUCUGUCAUGUCAGUCUCGAUGGCAAUUCAAUAUCUUAGCUUUGCGUUGUAAAAUGCUUUGCUGCUUGCGUACUGUUGUUGUCAUGUGCCGUAGUACAUAGUUGUAAUGUAUUGUAAUGUGCGCAUGCGUAUCUGA
This is a messenger RNA of Corticium candelabrum, 2017 nucleotides long. RefSeq names its product pro-interleukin-16-like. The transcript is spliced from 7 exons. Lineage: Eukaryota; Metazoa; Porifera; Homoscleromorpha; Homosclerophorida; Plakinidae. The record is from RefSeq and is a predicted model, not a curated record. Gene Ontology annotation, biological process: maintenance of epithelial cell apical/basal polarity; neurotransmitter secretion; protein localization to basolateral plasma membrane. Gene Ontology annotation, molecular function: protein binding. Gene Ontology annotation, cellular component: cell-cell junction; synapse; basolateral plasma membrane. Bases 397 to 1872 code for a protein of 491 amino acids.